Messenger RNA from Callithrix jacchus (white-tufted-ear marmoset), 5812 nucleotides. It is a transcript of the gene SOX4, whose product is annotated as SRY-box transcription factor 4. Gene Ontology annotation, biological process: negative regulation of transcription by RNA polymerase II; positive regulation of transcription by RNA polymerase II; brain development. NCBI's taxonomy places the organism in Eukaryota, Metazoa, Chordata, Mammalia, Primates, Cebidae. Gene Ontology annotation, cellular component: nucleus. The record is from RefSeq and is a predicted model, not a curated record. Gene Ontology annotation, molecular function: RNA polymerase II cis-regulatory region sequence-specific DNA binding; DNA-binding transcription activator activity, RNA polymerase II-specific.
AGCAAUCUUUAAUUCUGAAGACAUGGAAAAUAAAUAUUUAGAAAGUAAAACCAAUUUCCAUCCUUUACACGUGCCAUUAUCAUCCUAUACACAACCCUGGAAAUUUGCCCACUGAGGUAAUUAUGGAGCCUAAUGUGUUUCAAGGGAAAGCUCCUCUGUUUGGGCUAUCCAGGAUUUACAGGGAGUUUAAAUCAUUAAAUAACCAUAGUUGACCCUUGUUCAGUUAAGAGAGUAAGCAAUUAUUGCAGAGUCCUCUUCCCUUCCUUCAACAAACAGCACAAAAACGGUUCUGAAGGGAUUUACACAAUACAUCAACAUCUGUGCUGUACCUAGAGUUGUUAAAAUAAUUGUGAUGACAGGUGUCUAGGUGCCACUUUCCUAAUGGUUUUCAAUAUCUAUUGAUUUAUUGUUGUGGAUUUCUCGUCCCCUUUACAGCUUUGGCUUUAAGAAAGAGCCGGGGAACAGAUUUUGCAGAGAGGCUGAUUCUUUAUUCCAAUGCUGAAAAGAACUAAUAAAAAUAAUCACUUGGCUUUUAAGCAGAAAGCUUCCAUUUACAGUAUUUCACCCUUACCCCGCCCCCUUCCAAGCCCCUUGUUAUCUAACAUAAUGGUUAGAAUACAUUUCCGUCUCUCCCCUUAAUAAUUUCAUGCAUUAACAUCCCUUUCACACACUAAACACACACACACGCGCGCGCACUGGUGCGCGCACGCACACACACACACAGCAAAAGGAAAAAAGAGGCAGCAGAAAUCUCAGCUGUACUUCUAGCCCUUUUAAAAAGUUUGCUCUGUAAAUUGGAAUGAGGUCAGAUUUGGAGCUUCUCAUUGCACGCGGAGAUUAUUAUUGCAUCGGGUUCCAAGCCAAUGGGAAGCCCGGGGGAGGGGCUUGGCAUGAGGAAGCGUUGGUUACAGCGGCUGAUUGGCUGCAGCCGAGACUGUGAAAGGAUAAAGAGGCGCGAGGCGGAAUUGGGGUCUGCUCUAAGCUGCAGCAAGAGAAACCGUGUGUGAGAGGAAGAGGCCUGUCUCGCUCUCGGGUCGCUAGUUCUUGCACGCUCUUUAAGAGUCUGCACUGGAGCAACUCUUACCAUUACCAGCUCCCUUCUUGCAGAAGGGAGGGGGAAACAUACAUUUAUUCAUGCCAGUCUGUCGCAUGCAGGCUUUUUGGCUUCCUACCUUGCAACAAAAUAAUUGCACAAACUCCUUAGCGCCGAUUCCGCCCACAGAGAGUCCUGGAGCCAGAGUCUUUUUUGCUUUGCAUGGUAGGAGAGGGACUAAGUGGUAGAGACUAUGUCGCUUUCCUGAGCUACCGAGAGCGCUCGUGAACUGGAAUCAGCUGCUUCAGGGGCAAACACACACACACACACACACACACAAACACACGACUUGCCUGGGAGGCCGCGAGAAACUUGCAUUGGAAGCUUCAGCAACCAGCAUUCGAGAAACUCCUCUACUUGGGCACGGUCUCCAGACUCAGCCGAGACAGCAAACUGCAGCGCGGUGAGAGAGACUCUCCAGCCUGGGAACUAUAACUCCUCUGCGAGAGGCGGAGAACUCCUUCCCCGCAUCCUUCGGGGACUUUUCUCUCCUGCGCUCCUCCGCCCCUGCGAGGAGCUGAGGGGCCGGUUCGGCCGCCGCUCGGCGUGUGCUUGGCCCGGGGAGCCGGGAAGGCCCGGCGGUCGCGCCGCGGCCGCUGCGAGGGUGUGAGCGCGCGUGGGCGCCCGCGGAGCCGGGGCCAUGGUGCAGCAAACCAACAAUGCCGAGAACACGGAAGCGCUGCUGGCCGGCGAGAGCUCGGACUCGGGCGCCGGCCUGGAGCUGGGCAUCGCCUCCUCCCCCACGCCCGGCUCCACCGCGUCCACGGGCGGCAAGGCCGACGACCCGAGCUGGUGCAAGACCCCGAGCGGCCACAUCAAGCGGCCCAUGAACGCCUUCAUGGUGUGGUCGCAGAUCGAGCGGCGCAAGAUCAUGGAGCAGUCGCCCGACAUGCACAACGCCGAGAUCUCCAAGCGGCUGGGCAAACGCUGGAAGCUGCUCAAAGACAGCGACAAGAUCCCUUUCAUCCGAGAGGCGGAGCGGCUGCGCCUCAAGCACAUGGCUGACUACCCCGACUACAAGUACCGGCCCAGGAAGAAGGUGAAGUCCGGCAACGCCAACUCCGGCUCCGCGGCCGCCGCCGCCUCCAAGCCGGGGGACAAGGGAGACAAGGUCGGUGGCAGCGGCGGGGGCGGUCACGGGGGCGGCGGCGGCGGCGGGAGCGGCCACGCGGGGGGAGGAGGCGGCGGUGCGAGCGGCGGCGGCGCCACCUCCAAACCCGCGCAGAAGAAGAGCUGUGGCUCCAAAGCGGCUGGCGGCGCGGGCGGCGGGGUCAGCAAACCGCACGCCAAGCUCAUCCUGGCGGGCGGCGGCGGCGGGAAAGCAGCAGCGAACGCCGCCUUCGCCGCGGACCAGGCGGGGGCCGCCGCCCUGCUGCCCCUGGGCUCCGCGGCCGCCGCCGACCACCACUCGCUGUACAAGGCGCGGACUCCCAGCGCCUCGGCCUCCUCGGCGGCCUCGGCCUCCGCCGCGCUGGCGGCCCCGGGCAAGCACCUGGCGGAGAAGAAGGUGAAGCGCGUCUACCUGUUCGGCGGCCUGGGCGCGGCGGCGGCGUCGCCCGUGGGCGGCGUGGGCGCGGGCGCCGACCCCAGCGACCCCCUGGGCCUGUACGAGGAGGGGGGCGCGGGCUGCUCGCCCGACGCGCCGAGCCUGAGCGGCCGCAGCAGCGCCGCCUCGUCCCCCGCCGCCGGCCGCUCGCCCUCCGACCACCGCGGCUACGCCAGCCUGCGCGCCGCCUCGCCCGCCCCGUCCAGCGCGCCCUCGCACGCGUCGUCCUCGGCCUCGUCCCACUCGUCGUCGGCCUCCUCCUCGGGCUCCUCGUCGUCCGACGACGAGUUCGAAGACGACCUGCUCGACCUGAACCCCAGCUCAAACUUUGAGAGCAUGUCCCUGGGCAGCUUCAGCUCGUCGUCGGCGCUGGACCGGGACCUGGAUUUUAACUUCGAGCCCGGCUCCGGCUCGCACUUCGAGUUCCCGGACUACUGCACGCCCGAGGUGAGCGAGAUGAUCUCGGGAGACUGGCUGGAGUCCAGCAUCUCCAACCUGGUGUUCACCUACUGACGGGCGCGCGGGCAGGGAGGAGGAGGGCCGGGGGAUCGGAGAGGAGAAAAAAAGAAAAAAGAAAAAAGAAAAGGACAGACGAAGAGUUGAAAGAGAAAAGGGAAAAAAAAGGAAAAGAAAAAAAAGUGAGCAGGGCUGGCUUCUGCCGCCUCCCCGUCGUCGGAGAGGAGCGCGGCGGCGUUUUGGACCCGCGCUCCCAUCCCCCACCUUCCCGGGCCGGGGACCGACCCUGCCCAGCCGGAGGGACGCGGGGGAGGCGGAGGGUAGACAGGGGCCACCUGUGAUUGCUGUUAUUGAUGUUGUUGUUGAUGGGAAAAAAAAAAAAAAAAAGCGACUUCGAGUUUCCUCCCCUUUGCUUGAAGAGACCCCCUCCCCUUCCAACGAGCUUCCGGACUUGUCUGCGCCCCCAGCAAGAAGCCGAGUUAGUUUUCUAGCGACUGAAGGAAUGUCCCCUUUCCCCGCAUCACCACCUUGGUUUUGUUUUAUUUUGUUUCUUGGUCAAGAAAGGAGGGGGAGAAACCAGCGCGCCCCCUCCCCACCGUUUUAAAAAAUGCCGGAUGAAGAUGGAAGGCUCCGGGGUGACGAAUUUGGCCGAUGGCUGAUGUUUUAGGGCAGCGCCGGGACUGAGAGACUCCACGCAGGCGAAUUCCCGUUUGGGGCUUUUUUUCUCUCUCUCUCUCUUUCCCCCCUUCCCCCUCUGCAGCCGGAGGAGGAGAUGUGGAGGGGAGGAGGCCAGCCAGUGACCGGCGCUAGGAAAUGACCCGAGAACCCCGUUGGAAGCGCAGCAGCGGGGGCCAGGGGCGGGGACGCGGAGAAGGACACGAACUGGAAGGGGGUUCACGGUCAAACUGAAAUGGAUUUGCACGUUGGGAAGCAGGCGGCGGUGGCUGCUGGGCCUCCGCCUUCUUUCUACGUGGAAUCAGUGAGGUGAGACUUCCCAGACCCCGGAGGCGUGGAGCAGAGGAGACUGUUUGAUGUGGUACCGGGGCAGUCAGUGGAGGGCUAGUGGUUUCGGAAAAAAAAAAAAAAAGAAAAAAGAAAAAAAAGGGUUUUUUCUUCUCUUAAUCGGAAUCGUGAUGGUGUUGGAUUAUUUCACUGGUGGGGUUAAUAUAGCAUGUUAUCCUGUCUAUCUUUUAAAGAUUUCUGUAUAAGACUGUUGAGCAGUUUUUAAAAUAGUGUAGGAUAAUAUAAAAAGCAGAUAGAUGGCGCUAUGUUUGAUUCCUACAACGAAAUUAUCACCAGCUUUUUUUCAUUCUUAACUCUUUAAAGGAUUCAAACGCAACUCAAAUCUGUGCUGGACUUUAAAAAAACAAUUCAGGACCAAAUUUUUUCUCAGUGUGUGUGUUUAUUCCUUAUAGGUGUAAAUGAGAAGACUUUUUUUCCUUCACCGAUGCUCCAUCCUCGUAUUUCUUUUUCCUUGUAAAUGUAAUCAGAUGCCAUUUUAUAUGUGGACGUAUUUAUACUGGCCAAACAUUUUUUCUUUUGUCCCUUUUUUGCUUUCCUUUCUUUUUACUUCCUUCCUUUCUUCCUUCCUUCCUUUUCCUUUUUCUUUCUUUCUUUUUUUUUUUUUUUUUUUUGUAUUUUUGGUUUUUUGGUAGUUGUUGUUACCCACGCCAUUUUACGUCUCCUUCACUGAAGGGCUAGAGUUUUAACUUUUAAUUUUUUAUAUUUAAAUGUAGACUUUUGACACUUUUAAAAAACAAAAAAGACAAGAGAGAUGAAAACGUUUGAUUAUUUUCUCAGUGUAUUUUUGUAAAAAAUAUAUAAAGGGGGUGUUAAUCGGUGUAAAUCGCUGUUUGGAUUUCCUGAUUUUAUAACAGGGCGGCUGGUUAAUAUCUCACAGUUUAAAAAAUCAGCCCCUAAUUUCUCCAUGUUUACACUUCAAUCUGCAGGCUUCUUAAAGUGACAGUAUCCCUUAACCUGCCACCAGUGUUCACCCUUCGACCCCCGUCUUGUAAAAAGGGGAGAAGUAGCCAAACACUGUAAGCUUUUAAGAAAAAGUUUCAGAGGAAAUACUGUUCUGUCCAGAGGCUUUAAAACUGGGGCAUUUUCAGCAAAAAGGGAUUCUGUAGCUUUAACUUGUAAACCACAUCUUUUUUGCACUUUUUUUAUAAGCAAAAACGUGCCGUUUAAACCACUGGAUCUAUCUAAAUGCCGAUUUGAGUUCGCGACACUAUGUACUGCGUUUUUCAUUCUUGUAUUUGACUAUUUAAUCCUUUCUACUUGUCGCUAAAUAUAAUUGUUUUAGUCUUAUGGCAUGAUGAUAGCAUAUGUGUUCAGGUUUAUAGCUGUUGUGUUUAAAGAUUGAAAAAAGUGGAAAACAUCUUUGUACAUUUAAGUCUGUAUUAUAAUAAGCAAAAAGAUUGUGUGUAUGUAUGUUUAAUAUAACAUGACAGGCACUAGGACGUCUGCCUUUUUAAGGCAGUUCCGUUAAGGGUUUUUGUUUUUCAACUUUUUUUUGCCAUCCAUCCUGUGCAAUAUGCCGUGUAGAAUAUUUGUCUUAAAAUUCAAGGCCACAAAAACAAUGUUUGGGGGAAAAAAAGAAAAAAUCAUGCCAGCUAAUCAUGUCAAGUUCACUGCCUGUCAGAUUGUUGAUAUAUACCUUCUGUAAAUAACUUUUUUUGAGAAGGAAAUAAAAUCAGCUGGAACUGAACCCUAAA